Messenger RNA from Zootoca vivipara (common lizard), 2883 nucleotides. The record is from RefSeq and is a predicted model, not a curated record. Lineage: Eukaryota; Metazoa; Chordata; Lepidosauria; Squamata; Lacertidae.
GUAAUGUGAUUACUAUGGAUGGUCUCAAAGGGUUGCGGGCACGCUUCUCUUGAUCACUGGCGGUAAAGGGCUGCACGUAAUUUUAAGAAACAGAAGGGGGGGUUAUUAGUUGCUAAAAAUAGGCAGCGUGUAAUAGUAGUUUGAAUUUUGGUAGGAUAUCCCCAAGCUGUUUCUGUUAGCGUUUGAGAGCGAAUGUCUUAAGUAUGGUAGGAUUUCCUGGAACUAUAAAAAGAAAAUAAAAAAUCAAGCUUGUAGUUUUAAGCUGUACUUUAUUAUUUAAUGCUCAUAAAGUGUCUUAACAUUUUCUGAGAGACUAGGUAUAGUAAAAGAAUGCCCUUGCCCACAGGCACAUGCUUUAAUAGACAUGAUAAGAGAAGAGCAUUGGGAAGGAAAUUGAAAGAAAGCUUGGGAGAAACUGCCUGAUAGAUCGAGCCUGGUUGACCAAAAGCUGACCAAAACGUUUUUCUGGUAUAACCUCUGAGGCCCUUGGUCUCCUGGAUGUUGGUAGAGGACAGAGUGCUGCCUUUCAAUUCUAGUCCCAGAUAACUGGAGCAGACUGACUUUUUUCUGGUAGGGGGAAGCAAGCUGUUCUGCAAAGCUGUUUUGGCCUAGAUGAGAGUAACACAUUCUUUUUCCACUGCUUUAGCAGAUCCACAAGCUACCAGGCCCCAAGUAUAUGAACUGCUACCACCUCCUUUCCUAAACCCACCCCACCCUGAAGCCACAUGGCUUCUUUGUUCUCACAUAAGUGGAAUGCUUCAUGGAUGUGUGAAAUGCUCUGGGUUGGAUUCCAGAGUUCCUUAAAACAGCAAUAAAGGGAAUGGCAUCUGAGAGGACUGUUGAGACCCAAAACCUUAUAGAUUUGGUUUAUGUUUAUAUAUCAGGGAACGCCACAAAAAGAUGUCAUCAUAAAAAAUGAUGCACCAACUUCAUUAUUAUUAGAAAAACAUGUGGACUACAUAGCAGCUUAUGGAACAAAGAAAGAUGAUUAUGAAUACUGUAUGUCAGAAUAUUUACGAAUGAGUGGUGUCUAUUGGGGACUGACUGUGAUGGAUCUCAUGGGCCAGCUGCAUCGGAUGAGCAAAGAAGAAAUUCUGGCAUUUAUCAAAUCAUGUCAGCGUGAAUGUGGUGGCAUAAGUGCCAGUAUAGGUCAUGACCCUCACCUGUUAUAUACACUUAGUGCUGUCCAGAUUCUAACUCUCUAUGACAGUCUCCAGGUUGUUGAUGUAAAUAAAAUAGUUGAUUAUGUAAAGAACCUACAGAAAGAGGAUGGAUCGUUUGCUGGAGACAUAUGGGGAGAAAUAGACACGAGGUUUUCCUUCUGUGCUGUUGCGACGUUAGCUCUCUUGGGGAAGCUGGAUGCAAUUGAUGUGGACAAAGCAGUAGAAUUUGUGUUGUCCUGUAUGAACUUUGAUGGAGGAUUUGGUUGUAGACCAGGAUCUGAAUCUCAUGCAGGACAGAUCUAUUGUUGCACAGGAUUCCUAGCCAUAACUGGCCAGUUACACCAAAUAAACGCUGAUCUGCUAGGCUGGUGGCUUUGUGAACGCCAGUUGCCAUCUGGUGGCCUUAAUGGAAGGCCAGAGAAGUUGCCGGAUGUAUGCUAUUCAUGGUGGGUAUUGGCAUCCCUGAAGAUUGUUGGCAGGUUGCACUGGAUUGACAGAGAGAAAUUGCGCAGUUUUAUCUUGGCUUGCCAGGAUGAGGAGACCGGAGGAUUUGCUGACAGGCCAGGAGAUAUGGUGGAUCCAUUUCAUACCUUGUUUGGAAUUGCUGGACUAUCAUUACUGGGAGAAGAACAAAUUAAGCCUGUGAAUCCUGUGUUUUGUAUGCCUGAAGAGGUUCUUCAAAGAAUAAAUGUACAGCCAGAACUUGUAAGCUAGGUUUUGAUGUGUACACUUUUGCCAUACUCAGCUGCUUUGAAUUUUCUGUCAAAAGACAUUUCUAAAUGUGUUUACAUGAUAAAUUACCACUUUACUGUAAGCACUGUCAUUUUGUAUCUGGAUUGUAUCCAAAGUAAAUAAACUGAGUGUUACAUGUGCUUGAGGUUCUCAAUAACAGAUGUAGACAUAUGUUUAAAUGUAUUUAAAUAUGUUUGCCUCCGGGCUCCAUUCCAGUCAUGCUACUUCGAAAUAUACUGUACUAGACACAAUAGAAGAAUACUUGAAUUGUGUGACUUGAUAUUUAUGACACAAUCAUUCACUCAUCUUUGUGACAGCAUGUACUGGACAGUGAAUUGUCCUAAGCACUGUUUGUAUCGAAAGAAAUUGACUUGCUAAUGCUAGUGACACUUUAUGCACUUGAGUUCCUGUUUAGGAUCUGACUGCUACACUUUUUUAUCCAAUUUCAAUCACAUGUUAUUGUUUUACAUAACUAGAAAUUUUAUGGUACUUGGACAACUGCUUUCUACUAGUGACAUUCAGUGAAGAUUACCAUUAACUUGUUUUAAACUAACGGCCUUGCUGAAUUUGUCCCUUGGCUCUAAUGUAUUUAUUGUAACAGGCUUGAAGCCCAGUUUCAGUAGCACUUCAAAUGGUUGUAUAUAGUCAAGAAUAAAGCUAUUGAAGACUGUUACUUUCUGCAGGGUGAAUUAUCUGCUGCCACUGGAACUCUAGAAGUGCUUCCAUUUCACAUUUGUCACAAUUGUGCAUUUGUAACUUGGCUGAAAUCUUCUGAGUAUGAAAUGGGAUUCUGAUUCAAAUAAAUUAAAGCUAAUUAUGAAGUAAAUACUUGAAGUACUAAUGGUCCAUUGGAAAAAAAUGUUGUUUGUACUUGCUGAUAAGUCAUCAUUUGCAAAAAAAAAAAAAGGUUUCCGGAUAGUUACGACAUUUGGGGCUUUCUGUUUAAGAAAAAGUAAGCAAGGGAGGCCAUUGAUUGAAGUUUACAAAA